Molecule: messenger RNA, 1801 nt
Organism: Symsagittifera roscoffensis
Lineage: Eukaryota; Metazoa; Xenacoelomorpha; Acoela; Convolutidae
Product: transmembrane protein 184B-like
Exons: 13
Coding region: 38-1417 (459 amino acids)
Biological process (GO): transport
Cellular component (GO): membrane
Molecular function (GO): transporter activity
Source: RefSeq, a predicted model, not a curated record
UUCAGGUAUUAUGUAGAGCUCGUUUGCUAUCCUAAUUAUGUCGACGGAUAGCGUGGAUCACAGUAUCGAGCCCGGAAAAGCUGAAACACAUAAUGCUACAGAAGCAUCUGUUCUCGGCUUUGAUGGUUCAACUUUUCUACAGACUUGGACAGCAGAAGUCAUCACUGGCGUUUUUGUGAUACUGGCAGUUUGUGUGACUGCAUGUCAGAUCUACCAUCAUUUGAAGAACUACACAGUUCCGAAUGAGCAGAGGUGGAUAGUAAGGAUUCUGUGCAUCGUGCCAAUCUACACACUCUCUUCGUGGAUCUCGAUUCUCUGCUUCAAUCGCAGCAAUGUCUUCAUCUACUUCAAUGCAAUCCGAGACUGCUACGAGGCUUUCGUCAUCUACAGUUUCCUGAGUCUAUGCUACGAGUACUUGGGAGGGGAGUCAGCCAUCAUGGCCGAGAUCAGAGGAAAGCCAAUAGCUGUUAAAACAUGGUACCCCUGCUUGCGAAGCAAUUAUGCAACCUGCAGGAACUGCACCUGCUGGCUCAAUGGACUGCAAUACACCAUCAGUUUCCUCAGAUUCUGCAAACAGGCCACCCUGCAGUUCUGUGUUGUGAAGCCAGUGAUGGCAGUGGUCACUCUCAUUCUGCAGUUCUUCGGACUCUACCAGGACGGAAACUGGAGCACGAAGAGUGGCUACCUGUACGUGACGAUAGUGUACAACAUCUCAGUGUCAGUGGCACUGUAUGGCCUCUUCCUCUUCUACCAGGCCACAGCUGACAUGCUCACCCCCUACAGACCAGUGCUGAAGUUCCUCUCAGUCAAGUCUGUCAUCUUUCUCUCCUUCUGGCAAGGAAUGUUGCUGGCAAUUUUGGAAGCUACCGGAGUCCUGAAUGCAGUGCUGUUCGCCAAUGGACAGGAGAUGAUAUCCUCUGGCACUAUAGCAGCCGGCUAUCAGAAUUUCCUCAUCUGCAUCGAGUUCUUCUUCGCUGCUCUGUUGCUGUUCAUGGCUUUUCCGCACAGGAUAUACGAGGAUCUCAAUGCUGGUAAAGCUGAAGCAGCAGGAGUUACAUUACGUGAUGACGAUGGUUCCUACUCGGAGGUCGGGAGUGGAAGUGGCAAUGGGAAGAGUACCCUGACUUCGAUCGGGGCUAGAUUCACACAGUCCAUGAACCCAAAGGAUGUGAUUGAGGAUGCAUUGCACAACUUCUCACCCCAAUACCAACAGUACACCAGACAAGGUGCGGAUGCGGACGCUGAGUUCUUGAAGGACGUUGGCUCUAACAGGGGAAAAAGCGGCACUGGUGGGGGAGGAGGGGCGGAAGCUGAUCAGCCAAUCGGAGGGGGAGGAGGAAACCCCAAGAACGAAAAAAUGGGACUGCUCACUGAAUCGAGCUCAGAAACCGACGAUAAAUCAUCAGAUGAAAUCUGAUACAAAUGCUGCAACAAAGGAAACAAGGUGAAAGCAAAACACGGAGUGGUGUCUUAAAUCGAUGAACCAAAGAGAUUCCAAUUUGAAAGCUGUCACAGAACGGUUAUCUUGGAAAGAAGGGACAAAAAUCGUGACAAUACAUUUUUUUCCAAAAGAAAAAGCAUGUGAAAAAAUGGAGGUUUGAACUGAUUUGCAUGCAAAGAAACUGCAAUUAUUUAUUUGAAUGUAUUCAAAUUACUGCAACUUUGAUUAGCUUUGAAUCGUUUCUGCUAUUCCAUUCACACUGCGACUGCAUGAUCUUUUUUGGCUAAAUUUUUCGGUGAGAUCAAAGCCAAACUUUCAAGCCCUAACCCUUAAGUUCAAUAGUUAUUUUUUUAAUGAAAA